UACUUUUGACCUCUUUCUCUCUUUUCCGCCGCCCCCGUCUCGGUCUCUCCUCCGCCUACCGGAGCCGGCGGCGACAAGAUGCGCGAGACCCACGCGGCCGCCGACUCAGAGGCGUCGGUGGAGGUGGCGGGACUGGGUGCUCUGCCGCCGGCGAGCCCGAUCCAGCUCCUCCCUCAGGACGUGCUCCACAACGUCCUUGGCCGCCUCUCCCUCUGCGAGGUCCUCGCCUGUCGCCCCGUCUGCCGCACCUUUCGCGAUGCCCUCUCCUCCACUCCCUUCCUCGCCUCUCUCCCCCCUCUCCGCCUCCUCGCCCUCCGCCACCCCCGCGCCGCCGCAUCCCCCCACCCUUCCCUCCACGCCCUCGACCCUUCCUUCCACCGCUGGAUCCGCCUCCCGCUGUCAUUCCUCCCCUUCCCGUCCUUUUCUCCCGUCACCGCCUCCCCCUCCCUCCUGUACCUGUGGGUCGACGCUGCCCCUUCUUCCGCCUCCGCCGUGGCCACCUUCGCCAGGAACCAUACCAAGUCUCUCGCCGUCUGCAAUCCCCUCACCGGAUUCCACCGACUGCUCCCCCCGCUCGGCUCCGCCUGGUCUCGCCACGGUACCGUCCUCGCCGGACCCGACGGCGCCGUCCUCGUCGUCACCGAGCUAGCAGCCCUCUCCUACGCCCCGAGCCCUGACCGAUGGCUCAAGUUUCCCCUCAGCCUCCCCUCCAAGCCCCGGAGCCCGAUCCUGAUGGCCGACUCCGUCUUCGCUCUCUGCGAUGUGGGCACCCCCUGGCGGAGCCAGUGGAAGCUUUUCUCCUGCCGCCUCGGCGACCUCGGCGGAGUCCGCGGCUGGGCCCCGCUCGAACAGCAGGAGUGGGGGAACGUGUUUGAUAUCUUCAAGCGGCCGCGGCUACUCGCCGGGGCAGGUGGGUGCCGGCUCCUGCUGAUCGGAGGGCUGAGGUCGUCGUUUGCGGUGGACGCACCGUGCUCGACGGUCCUGAUCCUAAGGCUGGAUCUGGCGACGAUGGAAUGGGAUGAUGCGGGGAAGAUGCCGCCGGAGAUGUACCGGUGCUUCGGAGGCGGCGCCUCCGGGCCAUCAGUGGCGGCAGCUGGUGGUAAUAAUAAGGUGAAGGUCUUUGGUGGAGAUGGGAAAGUUUGGUUCUCAGGGAAGAGAGUGAAAGGAAAACUGGCACUGUGGGAGGAGGAGGAGGAGGUUGGAAAGAGUGGGGGUGGUCUAUGGAGUUGGGUGGAGGGUAUUCCAGGGUACCCUGAAGCCAUGUACAGAGGUUUCAUCUUCGAUGCCGGGUUCACCGCAACACCUUGAACAAGUCAAGGAACUGCUGACCAAGGCAUAUGCUGAUCUAUACUCACGACCCCUUAGCGCUAGGUGGCGAUUUUGUUGGCGUCCUUGCAACUAAUAAAGGGUUGACAAACUAUUAGUUCAUCUCAGGUUGUAAUUACCACUAAUAAAGUUUAGUGUUCGCCAUCAUAUUGCCUUUUGGGUGUUUGUGUGCAAUAUGAGCCGUGAGGCUAUACUCAAUUUUGAGGCAUAAGUUAUCAUACCAAUCUUGUUCAUACAUGGUAUCUAAGUUGUCUCGACCUGGCUUGGUAAUGUAAGAAACACAUUUGCUAUGGUUUACUUUUAGAUUAAAUCGGCACAAGAUCAUGUGGGACAGAUACUGCCCCUUUUCUACACUUUAUUGUUUAUGUUGGCACUUGGCAUCAGGGAAUUGCUUAACUUGCCAAUGGUAGCUACAAGGCUAGUUACCAGACAUCAUGGAGGUGUACUGGAAAAGAUUAGACCUUGGUUUGAAGAUUUUAUAGCUGCAAUUUCAACAGCUUCAUCUAGUGGAAUUUAGGCAUAAAAAUGAUCAACUAAAUAUUUACCUUUUGUAUAAACAGUGCCAAUUUCUUUAAUCGCAAUUCAUGAGAUCAAAUGAGUCAUGGCUAAUCCUGCAGCAGGGUGUAAUCAAUCUCAGUGGAUCAUGUUAUUCUCUUCUUUAAGUACAAAAAGUAUCUUGGAUUUGUUCACUGCAAAAUGCUUCUUGCAAAUUUCUCCGUGAAGUUACUUUGGUUUGCCCAAUCAUCUGUACUUAGUAGUUAGUACAGGGUUCAUAUAAACUCGAGAACAAAUCAACCUUUUUGCCAGAGAGAAAGGAAUCCUUUCUGUAGUUCAUUUGCAUGAGUUAACUAAGUCAAAACAUGAUUGCUAAGAUGUAUGUGGUUGUCUCAUAAAUAUCUUUGAAACUGUAGUUGAGCAUGUAAUUCUUAAAAUUGUGUAAGAAAAUAAUAUUAUCUUCGGUCAUCUGGUUGCUUAUGGAUUCUACUAUGGCUUCUUGAUUGUGACAAAUGAUUUUCCAUUGAUUGGUAUGGUUCUGAAGAGCCAUGUUAGAAAGGUACCAGCACACUCCAUGCCAACCCAUUCAUCUCGAGUGGCAUGAUUUGACACAUACCUUGCCAAAAAGAUAUCAGCCAGCCAAUUUUUUGUACCUGCUGGCAGCUCGGUGCAUGCCCUCCAGCAAAAUAGAAAAUCACAAUGUGGCAAAAAGGGACUGAUGCCCACAUGCGGCAAUACAACAGUAAUUGUUUGUUUAUGAUGUCAUUAUUUAUGGCCUUGGACAACCAUUUAAUAGUGGUGACAAUAUUAGGCUUAUGGAAUCAAUGUGUUUCUUUUAAUUUGUCAAUCGUGUCUUUGGGCACAUUAAAGUAAUCAAGUAUAAUAAUUUGAUGGACUUUUAUGCUCCAUUCUCUCUUGUAUAUAACCUUCUGAGAAAAUAGAUAUAAUUAAAUAUUUCAUUCCUGAUAAAAUUAAAGAGUGGUAAACAGGUAACAUCUGUUUACUUUUGAUAUUCUGCUUUCCUUUGGCCUUCAUAACCUGCUUGACUUGUUUGUGUGCAGAUAUGUAACUAAUAUUUCUUUUA
Molecule: messenger RNA, 2905 nt
Organism: Musa acuminata AAA Group (dessert banana)
Lineage: Eukaryota; Viridiplantae; Streptophyta; Magnoliopsida; Zingiberales; Musaceae
Product: SKP1-interacting partner 15
Exons: 2
Coding region: 79-1308 (409 amino acids)
Molecular function (GO): protein binding
Source: RefSeq, a predicted model, not a curated record